UGCACAAACGUAAAUGUGUGACGCGACGAGGCGGGUUAUAGACACGAGUCAGUCAAAAUGGCGACAAGUCUGUCGCGAAAUAUUUUCUUUGACAUAAACAAUUAAAAAAUCGCCCAAAAUAUCACUUAUGGAUUCUUAGAUGUGGUCAUAAAUUAUCAACAUGGAUGCAGACGAUAUUCAAGGUCACCAUAUCGACGAAAAUGAAGUCAAUCGACGGACAGAAUUGAUAACGAACGCGGCUGAAAAGUAUUUGAAUGGCGAAGUUACUGAAUCGGACAACGCUACAACAGUCGACACGGUUAUGACGCAGCAACUGCUUACCACCACUCCACUUGAGAUGGGUCUUCAGAUGCACAACAUUAACCCAGGCGUCGCGCAAGACAGGAAGAAGCGAGAUUCUCACAACGAGAUUGAACGCCGACGGAAGUGUAAAAUCAACAUCGGCAUCAUCAAACUAGGGGACAUCAUCCCGAUAUGCCAGACCACCAAAAUGAGCAAGAAUCAAAUCCUGGAGCAGGCGUGCCUGUACAUCGACGAACUCCGGGAAAAGAGCGAGAAACUCCUGUUGGCGAACACUUCAGACCCUGAAGCUGCUGAGGAGAUCAAGAAACUUCGGAAGGAGAAUGAGAAACUGCGCUCAGAGAACAAGCGCUACCAAGAGAUCAUCCAAGACAUGGAAACCCAUCCUAAUGGGGCAGUAGAGCAGCCAAAGUCCCGCUCCAGAUCCCGUAAAUCUGACAGCAGCUCAUCGUCAGCCAGCAGCAAGAUGGCCGCCAUGCAGAGCAAACCUCACCUCACUUACCUACCAGGAGGUCCUAACCAGGUUACGGUAGCCGUGCAGGGAGGCAACCAGAUGCAGAGUCAUGUGGUAGGAGGUGGACCCACGACACUAGUCGGCAACGUCCAAGGAACACAAGGAGGCAUGGCUAUACUUCAACCUAACCCCAACGGGGCUGGUUACAUCUUGGUUCCUGCCGUCAGCAAAUAUCAAAGCACCACAGUCACCAAUCAGUCGUCAGUUGUGGUGACCAUGUCUGGGAACCAGCAAGCCACUCCAUCCGGGAUGGUACUUGCAAACCAACCUCCACAGUCAAUGGCAGGCAGUCAAAUUGCUGUUGAUGCAAGUGCCACAGUAUCUCAGGCGCAGACUACUACAGGGCAGCAGCAGCAAGCAAACAUAUCCAGUACCCAACUCAGCACAAGCAUUUCGGAUACCCCUACAGCUCAGUCCACAGUAGUCACUCAAGCAGUCAAUACUCCCAUCACCACACCAGGAAACCAGAGCACAGUCGUACUACAGGGAGGUAACGUUCAAGCCCCUGGUCAAGUUCAGACUGUCAGGUACAUUGUACCUCUUGUCCCGGGUGCUGGUCAGGCCAGCACCUCCCAAACAGCCAACCAGGCAAUCAUGCUAACCCUUCCUGUGCGACAAGGCCAGAAUCUACCUGUUCGCAUAGCCCCGUCAUCAGCUGCACCUGCCACUCGCUCCUCCCAACCGAUGAUCUUGCCCCAGCCAGCCUCAGGCGGCAGCAGCGUCAAUGCCCAGAUCAUGCAGGGAGUUGAUAGCACCCCAAAAUCCAAGAAGAAAUCCUCAUCAAAGGUGAAGAAUAUUUCUGAGACAGAAACGGAGUCAUCCAGGACUGGCUCGCCAUCUGUUAGCCAAACAGGUGGCCAGCAGGUUAACAUAGCCACUCCACCCCCAGGUGGGGUUACUGUUCGGCUGCCAGUGGCUGGAGGAGGCGCUGACCCAGGGAAUGUUAUUGUAAACCAACAGGGCCAGCAUAUUAUGGUACAGAAGCCAGGCCAAGGGUCUGCUCAGAAUGUCAUCAUGCCCAUGCAGAUCAGCAGACCAGUGAUGACGCAAAACUUGGUCUACAUCCAACAGAACGGCCAACUGAUUCCGGUCAUUCUCCAGCAGCAGAGCAAUCCGGCAGCAGUGCCUUCUGGUGCCCAGACCAUGAUGCAGCCACUGCAGCCACAACAGCAACCUCAAGGAGUCAAUCAGAACUUUGUGACCAUGCCUCUGAGUCAAGGCAACAGAGUAUUGCAGACCAACGCCGGAGGGCAGAUAAUCAUGUCUGGGCCUGGCUUCCAGAACGCCUUGCCAAUCAACGCACAACAGGGAACAGCCAGUAAUCAGUCUGGAGUCAGUUUGACCCAGCAUCAGGCAACUCCAAGCAACCUCCAAGCAGGCCAGGGGGAAGACACAUCUCAACAGGGUGCUGUUCUUGCCAGUCAGGGUCUUCUUGUCCCAAAACAAGAGCCGAUGCCUAUCCAAGAAGGGAAUGGAUUAGGUGAAGAUUCCAGCAUGCUUGCACCUCUCAAUAUCCUCACCUCAGGCCAGGAGUCUUCAGACCGCGGCCAAGAGGACAUGGGAGACUACAGCAAUGACCGAGACAACGACAUCCUGGCCAAAGCUGCUGAGUCCAUCUUCUCUCCAAAUUCCUUGAGCGAGAACUCACCUAUGAUGAAUUUUGGCGACAUGCCCGGACAGGGGCCUGACAUCAAACCAAACAUUGCUCCCCAACAAACCAUCAGUGCUGGGGGCAUUGUGACCCUGCAGUCCGGCAUUCAGCUGGGUCGAGAUUUACCUAACACCUUUGCUACACCACUUCAAGAGGUAGCCCCUCCAACCGAAGAAGCCAUGGAGACAUCCCAUCGACAUGAGAAACACAAAUCCAAGAAGAAAAAGAAAAAGAAAAACAAGGAGAAGGACAAAGAUAAAGACAAAGAGAAGAAGAAACACCACCAUCAUCAUCACAGCCACUCCAAAACUACCAUCUCUACAGAUGAUGCCACACCAGCCAAAUCAGAUGUCUCCAUGGAAGGGUCUCCUAUCGAAAGAGCUAAUAUGAUUGCAGAGUCAUUGCUGCAGAGUUGGAUGGAGAAAACAGAUGGCACUGAUGAAAAGGAAACUGAAGCCCAAGCCUCAGCAGCUCUCUCCUCGAACUUCUCAACCGAGGCUCUCAUUGCUGGUAGCACAAGCAACCUCCCGACUGUGUCGAAUGCCAGCAGCGUCGCUGUCUGCGGCUCCUCAGAAUCCACCCCAACAAAUUCGAACAAUGCCUUCACAUCCUUUCCAUCCUUUAGUUUUGGCAGCGACAUAUUGAGCAGCUCAAUGAGCGUGAGUGGGCUCCCAACCUACAUUGAGGAGGAGGAGGCUGACUACUCAAAGAAUGACAAUGAGGUGAACUCUCUUAAGGCGCUGACUAGUCUCCGGGAUUCCCUCAGCACAGGACAACCAGUUGCAACUUCUCAGGAAGGGGUAGACUCUGUCUCAAGUCUAGUUCCUGAGCAGACAAUGGCAACCUCUACCAGCAACCAGCCAGGUAUUGUCAGCGAUGUCCCUGUUGCAUCAUCAGCGUCAGGUUUCAUGCUAGAUUCACCAACAGUCAGCCAGGCAUCUGUCACAACAUCAGAUGGCAGCGGUCCAGGUUUCAUAUCUCCUAUCCCAAGUAUAUUCUCCCUCAACUCGUCCAUCCCAGAGAGUGGCAUCCAAAAGCCAGAAUCGGGCACAUCAACUCCCGUCAUUAACGAGAAUGAACAGGAUCCCAUAUCAACUCAGGUAGCACACCAAUCAGGAUGGAUAUCCCAUCAUUCAAAGGCUUCAGAGCUUGCCAGAGGUUUGCAGCCAGCCAGGUCUCAGAAUCAACCUCCCUCCACCUCUGGCACUGGGGCAAUUCAACUACCUGUCACAUCCCAGACUUCAGAUACUUCAAUCAACCAACCCGGAAGUUCGGGAUUAUUUUCACCAAUGUGGCUGAGCCCCUCAUCUAAUAUGGGCAGCAAAACUACCUCCACACCUCAAACACCAAGCCAGGAAUCCCCACCUCUUCACUUCGGUCGAGAUAUGUCGGACGUUGCUUCUUUUCCAACCAAUGAAGCAAUGCAGAAUAUCACAGAAGCCACCUCCAACUUGCCACACGAUCAACCUCCGCUAAUGGAUUUGAACAAAACCGUUUUGCCAAGACAUGAUGGCCUGCGUGGCCUGCAAGCUUCAUCCACCAGCGAGAGCCAGAGUCCUCAGCGUCCAUCCAUAUUGGAUGUAACACCUGCAACAAGUGGAUUAGGUAAUUUGGAGUCGCCACAUUCUUCUGGAACUAUAGCCUGGCAUCAUACAAGCAUUGACAGGCGACACAAGGUAGAUAGUCCAGUAGGAAUCUGUACCAGGACUCCUGAGUUCCAAAACCCCUUGCAGAUUGAGAGCCGAAUGACGCCUGAGCAGAAUCUUCUCCAAGACACUCUAGACCAGGGCAAUAUUAGGCAUGGGUCUAACAUGAGAUCUGAAAUAAGCAGCAGUCAGAGCAGAGAAGGCUCUAUAGAGAAUAUUGGACUCCAAAAUCUCAUGUCACUGGCGGAAAGCACCGCCAGAACCUCUGUUGAGUCCUCAAAUCUAAUGUCAACACCUGUAACCUCAUCUUCUGGAAGACCUAUUGAUAACUCAGCGGGGAAAAAGAACCAAACUGGAAAGACUUUUUCCAUUAAGACUUUGCAUCGCACACUUACCUCUGAGAUCACUGAGUCGCCCAAGAAACCUUCAAGUCCCACUCCUGCUGUUGAACCACCAUCAAAAGUCAAGACAGCAGAGAAAACGAUCCCACCUCUGAAGAUAAAAAUCCCCAAGGGCAAGCGACGGUCCAGUUGCCAGAAGGAGCAGUCUGAACAACAGCCAGACAAAAGUGAAACUGGCAAAGUGGCUAAAGUGCCAAGCACCUCAGACAUGGAUCAAAUAGGCAAAAGGGAACUAAACCCCAAUUUGAUUGAUAAGUAUCCCUGGUUAGCAGAGGGGGAGGAAGAUGACAGCAACCAAGCCUCAGCAGGGGACUUCAAUCAGUCAAGGGAGAAGCAUUCCUUUAGCGUCCAGAACAUCUCUCAGAGCUCCCAGCGCAGUGGUCGUAAGGACUCUGGUCUUGUGAUGACAUUCCAACGGAAAGACAACAAGCAAAGUGCAAAAGAAAAGCCAAAGACGAAUGUUGACAGUGCGCCUUCUACCACUGUCGCGUCUUCACCAUCUAUUGCACAGGUACACUCCUUAUGGAAUCCCUCAAACAAUGAUGGUUACAAUCGCCCAAGUAUCUCGAAGCCUGAGAGCUGUAACAUGCCCUCUGUGUAUUCUUCACGCCACAGUGACACCAUAGCUUCAAACCGGUCAACAGCUAACUUGAGUUCCUCGCUGCCGGUCCAGCACAGCCCCCAGGUGGACAGUCAGUCCACAGACAUGUCUCCCUUCUCUGUGCCUAUCAACAGGGAUCCCAACCCAGCUGUUGUUGAAAAAUCCAAGGCUAAGAAGCCCAGUCGUCGGGGGUCCAACAGCUCCAGCCACUCAAUACGCAGUAGUUCAGAGCCUGACUGCUCACCAAUGCAAUCUUGUAUCAGUGAACACUCGUCACCCUCUGGAUUUCAUGACCUUCAAAGUCACAAUAUGCCAUCAGAUCCGCAACAGACACAGACAUUACAGACCAGCAACCUGAGAAACCCUUCACAGUCACCUGUCAUGAACCUUGCCCAUCAGCAGCAGCAACAGCAGCAGCAGGGCAGCAACAUGCAUGAUGCUAAGCGCUAUGCCUUCCAGCAAAAUCAAGGCCAGAUGUUCCUCCACAAUGAGGAGUCUCGCUCGACAUCCGGCCAGCCAUCUAACUCCUUCCAGAAUUUCCUACAACCUGCCCGAGGGUCAGACUUUCUGGGCCAGGCCACGGAUCCGCCCGACCCCAUGGACUUCAACUUGAACAUGUUUGACAAUCAGAAGUCAGGGUCAUCGGAUCCCACUGUGAUGAACAGCUCCAGUGAAUCCCGGCCAGACAGCAGAAUUUUACCUGGUAGACAGGUGCAUUCACAACCUGUCUAUAUCAGUCAGAGUGAAAUGGCUCAGGUGUCUGAUCCGUCCCAUGAUAUACACAACAAAAGUGCAGUCUACACCCAAUCAAAUAUGGACCAUUCCGCACGUUUUGGUGUAUCUCAAUCCCAGACCAUGCAUGUCCAACAGCAUGGACAGGCAUUGAAGAGAAUGUCCAAUACACCAACUCAGCCAAGCAAUCCAGCCAAGCGUGCCAACAUUCAUCACAAUCACCACGGACUAUCGCACAUGCAGGGCCAAGACCAACGCCAACCUAACGUGUCGUUGGAUCCACAUCAUGUGGUCAGUGCCGCAGACACCCGAACCUCGGCCCAUCAGAUGCAUCAACCAAUGGUUUCCUCGCAUGCCAACACAAUGCGGAGGACUUCGCAGAAUGAAAGAACGUUAACCAGUGCUGUCCAGUCACAGCGCCAAACGUACGAGACCUCACAAAGCACCUCCCGGUUCCCUGAAGUGUCUAAGGGAAGGAAACGUGCUCAAAACUCAGAACAGUUCUUCCACGGGCUAGGCCAGGGGCAGGGUAUAGACAAUUCGUUAAGACAUAGAGACAGCAGUAGUCAGGAUCAGAACUGGCCUGGGUUUUCCACGCAGCGCUCCAGUGAUUCCUCUGAACCAUUCCUGCCAUUAUUCUCCUCGAGCAGCAUGACGCAGAGCCAGAACACCCCUGCAUCGACCACCACCAGCUCCUCCAUCGUGGCCAGUUUAUCGCCCUCACGUCGGUUACGCGGGAAUGAGCUACCAACCUACCUUCCUCACUUACCAGGGCCAAUCCUGCCCAGCCCGUCCCAGUCCAACAAACCACAUCAAAACCGCAAUGACUCUGAUAUCAGUGCUCCAUAUAAUGCAAUGUUUGGGCCUGGUAGGCCGGGAAGCAUACCCAUGAACGUUGGACCGAAUUUUCCAGUUUUCACAGAGCACCAGGCUCCCCACAGCUUCAAUGUCAGCAAGACAGCUCAAAUCAGCGGGGGAGUAAGUGUCCCUCCUCCACCCUUCAACUUCAAUCUCUUCAAUGACCAGCACUCGCAGCCGAGCCACGUAAACGAUCCACCUCUUGGCCUUCCCACGAUGCAUCUCCACAGCAACCCGGCCCUCCCGAUGGAUGAUGGGAUGGCAUCGUUACGAGGUAAUGUGGGAUCCAGGCAUCCACAAUCAUUUGGUAAUAACAUGGGUCUGUUGUCACAGGGUGCUACUCCUGACGGUCGGCCGUUUAAGGUUGGUAUGCCCAUGGGUCCCCACUUUCACUCAACGUUUGGCCCCUUUUAGUAAACACCCUGAACGGCAAAAGAACAACCUCUAAUCCCAUCUUGCUCCUCUCAAAAGCUUCCAACAAUUUUUUGUACAGCUAACAAUAAGGGAUAUUGCUUUUCCAUCCAUUAAAGCAUUUUUCAAGUUCCAAGACCUUAGUAAGAAUGAAUGUCAUAUGAAACACUUGCUCAAGAAAAACAAAAAUGUGAAUUGAAGUAACAGUGAAGACUGACUGAAACAGACAAUCGGUGCCUCCUCCAAAAAGUUAGUCACAACUGUCCAACAAAAUCAUGUGCUCCGAGUAACAACAUCUAUCUGUUGUUGUUAAUACUCUUGGUAUUUUACUUUCAGAUAUUUUUUUGAAACCAAUAUUCGAAAUUUUAUCAUCUGUCAAUUUUCAGCCCCUUCUUUUCAUACUUUCCUUGCGUUUGAUUACUUCCCUGUGUGCUUACUCAUGCGAGACAUCUCACAAUUACUGGAGCCUGGCCCAAGUAACUGACCCACUGAGCCGGUUACUAAUGUAAGUAUCCCACAAUACAGUGCAAAAACAUGGCGGCUAAAGUCCCAUGCUGCGGCAGCAGGGGACUCAAAAGUGUUUCAGCUUCACUUCACUAGACGACUGGAGGAAAGUUAAUUUAACUUUAAACAUAUCAAGGAUUUCUGGUUCGCGUUGGAAGAGCUCAUAGAGUAGCCAACAUAGCUAGCUUUUGACAGCUCAAAUCCAUUUGCAAUGGGAAUUUAAUCACCACAUGACCUCUUGACCUGGUCCAGUUGCUAUGGCUUGGCCUCUAGUAUCCCAAGAUGGUUUGUUUAUUGCCACAGAUUGCACAUAUGCAUCUAUGCCCAAGACGAAAGUACGGGUAAGCACGAGGGAAGUAAUCGAACACGCUCAAUGUUUCUCACUAAUGAGUUUUGCUUCUUUUGCCGUUCAGUUCAAUCGGAGUUGUAAUCAAGUCAAUCGCGAGUCAAUCGCAACUCGGAUUAGAAGUGACAAUAUAUGAACAAUGACAGAGGAAUGCCUUUGUUGCAAUUCAGUCAAACAGCUUGUGCAUUGACUAGGGAAUGGAUGACUUGUAAUUAACGUUUGAUGACUUUUGGUGACUUGUGACUGACUUAUUACAACUCUGGUUCAAAUUCAUUGUACUUUGUAAAAGAACCUGUAGGUGUAGCAUCUAGUUUGUAAACUUCAGCCUUGAGAACACCGCCCAAAUUAUAACUACUGAAAUUGUGCUUUGGCCAAAAUAUCAUUUUAGAAACGAGCCCAAAGUUUUAAUUAAAAUCCGAUCAAUCAAGAAUAUCAAAGCCGUUAAAUUUUUUAUCGGACGAAUCAAAAACGAUUUUUGUAAAUCAUAUUUUGUGAAUCGUGUAAUUAAUGAUAAUUGCGAAUUGAAAGAAAAUUAAUGUGAAUUUUAUUUUUUAAACAACGUGUGCUUUUCUGUAAUCUCAUAUCAUUGUAUUUUGAACGUCUUCUUAAAGUUGAAUUUUUGUUUUUUAAUAAUGUGAUUAUCAGUAUACUUUGUCACCAAAAACUGCCCUGCUUUUUAAAUUAUUUUUAAAACUAUCUGUUAGUAGGCUAGUAAGCUGCCUAACAGAGGUUACAGUAAGUUGAAGGACUUAUUUUCAGUAUUUUCACUUUUCAAGUGUACAGCGAGCUAACCAUAUUCUAAGACAAUCGUUUGUCUCUCGUGUUUUUGUUCUACGUUGAUUCUUUAGGGGUUUUUUUAUGAAGCAGUAUUGUUAAAUAUUGAAUAUGCGACAAAGGGAAUGUCUUAAAUUUAUCCGCAAGAAAAUUGUAAAUAUUUGGACAUAAUUUAUACAUGUAGGAAUUGAAUGAAUGAACGAAUGAAUGAACGAAA
This is a messenger RNA of Patiria miniata (bat star), 8955 nucleotides long. RefSeq names its product basic helix-loop-helix domain-containing protein USF3-like. Bases 161 to 7117 code for a protein of 2318 amino acids. Gene Ontology annotation, molecular function: DNA-binding transcription factor activity; protein dimerization activity. The record is from RefSeq and is a predicted model, not a curated record. The transcript is spliced from 5 exons. Lineage: Eukaryota; Metazoa; Echinodermata; Asteroidea; Valvatida; Asterinidae. Gene Ontology annotation, cellular component: nucleus.